CCGGACUAGCACCGGGCAGUCGUAUAUACAGUGACAGUCCCAUGUGAGACGAGUCAGUCGUGAGUUUACCGUCAGUCCCUAACCGUCACCCUGAAGUCUUCGCCCAUUACGAGGCACCACGCACCUGGACGUAACAGUUACCUGCCUGGCCCUGGUCUGCAGACCCUGCACCCUUCACAACACCGGACGGGGGGGAAUCUGUCCCCCAGUUUGUAACACGGAGCUCCUGUUACACAUGUAUUAACACUUGCCUGUGUUUCGCGAGUGUUCGCACAUUUGACUUAUUCCUUGAUAUAGGAACAGACUUGUUGCAAGUUUUCAGUGAGAAACUUGUGAGACACUCGAACCUGUUGGUGUCUUCACUGCAUCUAAAUGACCGACGGUUUUCUGUGUGGAGCUUACACAUUUUACAUGUCGCAUCAAAACAAAUUGGCUUCAAACGCCCGUCUUCGUCGCUGUAUAUAGGCGUGAAUCGGUGCAGAAUAUUCGCACUUGUGGAUUCUUGAAGAACUACACAAGGUUCGUCAAAUUGACACAGGGCAUAUUCCCCAGCUCUGACCUGUCUUACUUUGAUAUCGCUGUUACCCCGACCGUCGUCCGGAAAACCUCCGGGUGGACAGAUGAUGAUUAUGCCCGCGUGAUAUUUACUGUUUGCUGAGGACAGCAUCGCGCGCCUACACCGACCCUUCACGCAAUCCUUACACCACUCAAGGUUAUUCACGCCGUGAUCGUGUUAUUCUUGGUGGGUCGCAUCUCUGCUGUGUAUAUCGUCAGAAGAAGGCGUUCAUAAAGCCGGACGCGUCAAACUUGGUGAACUCAACAGUCCAGUGCUAGACGCUUUGAUUUGAGUCUUGACUUACCUCUGCUUGAUUACGUGACUUCCAUACCCCCUAUACUUUCUGAUCUACCGGAAACCCUCUUCGUCACAUGCUGGAGUGAGGAAGUCAUCCCAAAUUCCGACAUGGAUAAGUAUAUGGCGAACAUUGAACUAUCUAACGCUUGUCGGCAGUUCUAUCAGUCCCGACUGAAAGCCACGGAGAGUGUCAAAGAGAAACUAGGACUGAGUGAGGAUUGUGAUAAUUCCUCUGCACACAAACCCGAUCAGCAGCAGCCCGUCAACAGACAGUCCUCCUUGGACGACGCCAUGCACAGGCUCAGGAAGGAAAUGGCAUCUCUGAUGGACCAGGAUCUAUCAUUGAUGAAACAAUUGCUCACCCUUAAUGAAGCCAUCGAGGACCUGAAGUGGCGCCGGAGGUACGCCACGACCAACGUGGGCGGCUCUUUUCCCCUCAGUUCAUUAUCUGAUAUGGAGGAGUUUUCAGACACCGAUAUGUUCGACUCGCACUCCGACGUGAAAAUCUCCGGCAUCUCAAACUUAUCUCUGUACAAUACACUGGACAGACGGACGGCUCUUACUGCAGACUUUCUCAACGGUAAUGUCAAUAUACAGGCCGAGCCGGCCACAUCGACAAUGAAAAGAUCUGACGUUGUUAAUUCACAGUCCGUAGAUAGUUCAGGAUUAGACGUUCGAUCUGAAAACAGGGGUCAGCUAGAGGACUACCUGGACGUUCCCCUAACCGUUUCUAAAGAAGACAUUCAGAGGUAUCCCACUGACCAGAGCUCGUUUGACUCCGGAAUUCAUUCCGACGAGGAACGAGUGGUCAUUGUUUGAAUCAAAGGCAUGCCCAAGAGCGUGUUUUAAAUAAAUUGUCUGUGCACUGAAGAUGAAAUCUAGUUAAUGAUAUACUGGAUUUCAUAUGCCGGCAUGACGCUGAUGGGCACCGGUCGUUUCGUGUCAUCUCAAGGUCUUGUAGUCAUGCAGGAGGUGUUCUGGUGUGCCUGGGUGUGCAAUAUGCGUCUUGCACCUCAAGGGAACUGCACAUUGACAAUUUGACGCAACAAAAGACCAUUCCAUGUCUGCGCCUGCAAGUCAGUAACCCACAAGGUGAAGUGUGAUGAGCUUUCGCCUCAGGGGCUAUUAAUAUUUCUCAAUGUUCACUCCUUCGAAUACAGAUGUACCUGGGCUUAAAUGACGCUAGACGUUGAGGGCUAAAGUUGGCAAGACGGAGGCCUGUCCAGUGAAAGAACCCGUCCCAAGAUCUUAAGCGUCUUCCUGCAUGUUUGUAACUGCAGAAAGAUGGUAGUCAUCCGCGAUGUUUCACUUUCUGAUACUCGAAAGACAUGUCAAACUUUCACUAAGAACCAUGCUGUUAUGAGUUGUAAAUAGCCGAAGUGACCAAUCAGUGUUUUAAGUGCUGGUGUGUAAUUUAAAACAUGUCCCGAGGGAUUUCAGUUCGAACCGCAGAAGACUGCUUGAGCUGAAAAGUCUUCAGCUAAAAUGAAAGUAGUUAUAGUUGAAUACCCCUGGAUUCACUGGUAAGAACUAUUGGCAAAAAUUUGGUCGCUGUACAGUAACACGUGACUGCAGUCUAUACCGUGAUUGUUUUGGUUGCCUUGUGUCCUGAACUAUUUCACAGAUUUUAAGAUGAACGGACACCUGGUGUUUUAUGCUAAGGUUCUUUCGGAGCCUUAAAGGUGACCUCAGUGACGCUAGACUGUGCCUGAGACACCACAGAAAGCAACUCGACCCCAACCCACGUCCACUGAGUGCUUGCAGAUUCCAUCCAAUCCCUGCGGUUAUUACGAAACGUUUUGAACGUUGAAUGUGGAGUCUGCGACAAAGCGAUUGGACCGAAAGCCACUGCGUCUUCACGUCGCCGUGCAGCCCUUUGUGAGACAGAGCCGAAGUGUAAAUAUGUAUAUAUGAAUAGCUUAUAGUCUCAGCUUGCCUCUCAAGCACUCCUUGUGGGAUACGGCUUAGACAUAUUUAUUUAAGAUGUAUAUUUAUCACUGAAAUUGUAAAAAUUAUUAAAGCGAACUCCUAUUAGAUGUUCCUUCUCAUUCCCUGAGCUGAAAGUUUCAACACGCUGGCACCGUUCCAAGCGAGGCCAACAGGUGUAUAUAUGUUUAAGUACAGCUACUGGCUUUUAGUGAUACAUUUUGUGCAAAAACAGAAGAAACAUCGUUUGUAUAUAUGUUACAUUUGUAUGCAUAGGUUUCAAAUAUGAAUCAAAAAAGUACUGCUAAAUGUUUACCGAACAUUCAAAACCUCAAACCUGGCGCCAUUGCUGCAUAUAUUCCAUGCAGUACAAUUACUGUCUUUGAACGAUCUGAUCAAUAAUGAUAUUGCUACGUAUUUAUCCCAUUUACACCGCGAACUCAGGUGUUGAAGAGCAUCUAAUAUGUAUAAAAAAUGUUAUUUAAUGCAAAUAAAAAAAUAUUGUUCUUGAACU
Molecule: messenger RNA, 3293 nt
Organism: Liolophura sinensis
Lineage: Eukaryota; Metazoa; Mollusca; Polyplacophora; Chitonida; Chitonidae
Exons: 2
Coding region: 962-1672 (236 amino acids)
Source: RefSeq, a predicted model, not a curated record